GGUUGAAUCACAAAACAAUGAUCGCGCAAGCGCGUUUUAUGAUUAGACAAUACAAAAAGAAGACAAAUAUCUAUAUAUGAUUAUAUUACAUUUACUUGGUAAAUAAUCACAUAAUAUCUUUCUUAUUGUAAUUUUAAAAUACAGAAAAUACAAAUCUCUAAUUAUUGCUGUAUCUUGGCUGAAACGCAGAAACAAUCAUUUCCAGUCAUUUGAAUCGUUUCAAGUUUGAAGACAAAUUUAUAUUACAUAUAUAUAUACAUACAGUAACUAUUUGUAUAUAUAAAUUGAUCAUUGAAAAAGUAUAAAUAUUGCAAAAUGUAUAAAUCAAGUCAAGAACCUGAUAUACCAGCUGCGUUAGGUUUGUUAACACAUUUAAGUAACGAAGAGUUAAAGGAUAUAUUAAACGACGAUAGCAAAUUCGAAGAUAUUGUUAAGGACAUAAAGCAGUUUAAGGAACUUGAAACGGAAAAAGAAGUACUUAUGGCAAGCAACAGAUCGUUGGCAGAAUUUAAUCUUUCGAAACAACCCGACUUGGAAGAAGGUAAACGAAUGCUAAAAGAACUUAGCGAAAAGGGACAACGAUUAUGUCUCAGCGUUAAGGAAAAACUCAAUGAGAUUAAGGAGAGAUCAGGAAGUAUGACGGUCGAUACGGCAUUAGAUCUUUUGCAAGCAGCUGCAGCAGAAAUCGAAGAGGAAUCAGAGAAAACAGCAGAAUCAUUUUUAGCCGGUGAUUUAGAAGUGGAUGAAUUUUUAGAACAAUUUUUAUCGAGAAGAAAAUUAAUGCACUUACGUAAAGUUAAAGUCGAUAAGAUUAGAGAAAUAAUGCGAAAGUCAUCGCAUACUGCAUCUUAUUUUUCUUCAAACUUUCCUGGAAUGGCACCCUCCAUACCAUAUCCAACGGGACCUGUAUCAAUGCCGAUGCCCUUACCAUCUGGUCCUUCUCUUUAUAGGCCAUAUUGAACAUGAAUUGUACAUAAUACAUUAAUCUAAUUCGUCCACUGUAGUACGUCCAUGUUAAAAAAAAAAAUGAUAAAAGAUGCUGCAAUCUAAUGCUUCCAUUUCUUCAACUUUCUUGUGGAGGUCGUAAUAUUGUCAAGCGUAUUAGUAUUAUCAUUUCAUUGGAUAUUAAGAAAAUGUAUUCAUCAUUAAAACACUAAGAAAUACUUUUUUCAAAUGUAAUUAUCUACAAUAAUUUACAUUAUAUGUAGGUGUGCUCCAUAUACUAGUAAUCUAAGUUUAACUUAAAAUAAAAUUACUACUUUUGGAUAAUUCUACUAUGUCGCAAUAUAUUUUAAACUAGAUUUUGUGUUAAUUUUUUUUUUUCGGUUCAUCAUAAUUGGCAUGUGUGUUUAAUUGAAUAAUUAAAUAAAUUAUUACGA
Messenger RNA from Polistes canadensis, 1379 nucleotides. RefSeq names its product vacuolar protein sorting-associated protein 37B (gene Vps37B). The coding region runs from base 316 to 960 and encodes 214 amino acids. Gene Ontology annotation, biological process: ubiquitin-dependent protein catabolic process via the multivesicular body sorting pathway; protein targeting to vacuole; protein targeting to membrane. Gene Ontology annotation, cellular component: ESCRT I complex. Lineage: Eukaryota; Metazoa; Arthropoda; Insecta; Hymenoptera; Vespidae. The record is from RefSeq and is a predicted model, not a curated record. The transcript is spliced from 6 exons.